AUGGAAAUCCGCGUCGUCCUUGGAAGUUGGCCAUGGACCGCGCCACCCGGGCCAGCCAUCAACGCAUCAACGUUCCCUAGACUGCAGUCUGUAAAGCCAGAGCGAGAAGUUCUCAUUCCUGGGAACUUUCGACUGUCGAGCGGAGGCUCAGACACGAGGGGAUCCAGAGCGCCGUUGGAGUCUCAGUUCUGGGACAUCAUUGAUGGCUAUUUAUGGCAGGUUUCCAGAGACUCGGACUUCUGUUGUCCUGUAACGCUGGCUCUUUUUCCUGCACAGAGUCAUGGUCCCUUAAGACUCACAAGAAAAAUUUUCCAUAUUCGUGAUUCCGAGACAAAGCUUAAAAUUGGUGGCACCGCCGCACCGACACGAGGAUCAACGCGGGCGCCAGUCCAGGUCGACACGGAGCUGGAUGAAACGCAAUUGCAACAUGGCUUAGAUGUCUCUGACGGUGCUAGUGCACGGUGCAUUCUCAUACGGGCAUUGAUACGCAGCGUGCCUGUUUGUCGCUUGUCGCAGUACAUCCUUCACUACACCCGAUUCACGACCAGCCGGCCCCGUGUCGAUGGCACGAUCAGUGCUCAGCCUACGCAGUUCUCUGAGAGGCACAGAAGGAUAACAGGACAGCAACGCGUUUGCCUACUUAUGCCCUUCCUCUCUUCUCUCUUCCUCCUCUCCUCGUUCAUGGCGCGAUUGUUCGACGCCGGCGAGUACCACUGCCAGUGGCUGCUCUACAUGCCUAUGGGCCAUUGCACUACUGUCCUUGGCUGUGGAUCGGCACGACGAAAUGAUGCCCUUCCGACGUGGUCCGAGUUCAAACGUUCACGAACACUAUCGUUCCCCAGCCUGGCCGAAGUAGCGAGAUCGUGGAGCGAGUCGCGAGUCGAAGCGCUUGCCAGCAGUCACCAUAUAAUUGGACGGAAGAGUCAAUCAGAUCGUGAAUACGUGCACAGUGAUUACCGUCAAGAGCUCGCGCUCACCGCCCACUUUAGACACUCCAACGACAGCUUGAAAGCCUCAGGCCUCAUGUUCCGACCACAUCGCGAGCAACCCACAGGAAGUUUCUGUAAGAUGCCCACUGAGUCUAUUCUCACUCCGACUCCACGCUGCACACAACUGUAUCGGCACCUCCAAGAUGCAACGCGUUACGGCCCCGCCAUGCUGGAAAUGUCAGGCUGGAUCAUUAGCCCGUAA
Stereum hirsutum FP-91666 SS1 is the source of this 1191-nucleotide messenger RNA. RefSeq lists its product as uncharacterized. The record is from RefSeq and is a predicted model, not a curated record. The transcript is spliced from 9 exons. NCBI's taxonomy places the organism in Eukaryota, Fungi, Basidiomycota, Agaricomycetes, Russulales, Stereaceae. Bases 1 to 1191 code for a protein of 396 amino acids.